This is a messenger RNA of Empidonax traillii (willow flycatcher), 5493 nucleotides long. It is a transcript of the gene SLC38A2, whose product is annotated as solute carrier family 38 member 2. The record is from RefSeq and is a predicted model, not a curated record. Gene Ontology annotation, biological process: amino acid transmembrane transport; L-glutamine transport. Bases 299 to 1921 code for a protein of 540 amino acids. Gene Ontology annotation, molecular function: L-glutamine transmembrane transporter activity. Lineage: Eukaryota; Metazoa; Chordata; Aves; Passeriformes; Tyrannidae. The transcript is spliced from 15 exons.
CGCCCCGAGGGGGCCGUCAGAUCGGGAGAGACGCCGGAGCGACACGGACGCAAUAUUUUCUUUCCCUUUGAUACCCCUGGGGUUUUUUUUACGUGAUCUUUUUCUACCUUUGUUUAUUUAGGGGUUUGUUUUUGCUGACGUUUUAUAGUUAAAGGCUUUUUUCACUUGCAAGAACCAGCAGCAGAGAGAGGAGCAUCUCCUUAUUCCGAGGCUUCGGGAAUAAACCCUCGCUUUCAAGCUCUAGCGCAGAAGGCGCGGCGAGUCCCGCCGGCAAGGACAAAAGAGCGGCCCCGCCAGCAUGAGCAGCGCCGAGAUGGGCAAGUUCAACAUCUCCCCCGACGAGGACAGCUCCAGCUAUAGCUCCAACAGCAACGACUUCAGCUACCCGUACCCCACCAAGCCGGCCGCCAUGAAGAGCCACUAUGCAGAUAUUGAUCCAGAAAACCAAAAUUUCUUGCUCGACUCCAAUCUUGGAAAGAAGAAAUACGAAACUCAGUAUCAUCCGGGUACUACUUCCUUUGGAAUGUCAGUAUUUAAUCUGAGCAAUGCUAUUGUGGGUAGUGGCAUCCUGGGUCUUUCUUUUGCCAUGGCUAACACUGGAAUUGCUCUUUUUGUGAUACUCCUGCUAUUUGUUUCAAUAUUUUCUUUGUAUUCAGUGCAUCUUCUUUUGAAGACUGCCAAUGAAGGAGGAUCUUUAUUGUAUGAACAGUUGGGAAUGAAGGCUUUUGGUAUGGCUGGAAAACUUGCUGCUUCUGGAUCUAUUACAAUGCAGAACAUUGGAGCUAUGUCAAGCUACCUCUUCAUAGUGAAAUAUGAGUUACCAUUGGUCAUCAAGACAUUUAUGAACAUCGAAGAGACCGCAGGAGAAUGGUAUCUUAAUGGUGACUAUUUAGUGCUGCUGGUGUCUGUCAUCCUCAUUCUUCCCCUGUCCUUACUGAAAAAUUUAGGGUAUUUGGGCUAUACCAGUGGCUUUUCCUUACUUUGCAUGGUCUUCUUUCUGAUUGUUGUAAUUUGGAAGAUGUUUCAGAUUCCUUGUCCUAUGGACAGUUACGUUAUGAAUGCGACACUAUUAAAUGCAACACUGGCACCUUUUGUAAAUGAAAACAUAACAAAUGAUGAUAUGUGCAAGCCAAAAUAUUUCAUCUUCAAUUCACAGACUGUUUAUGCUGUCCCAAUCCUAACGUUUUCUUUUGUCUGCCAUCCUGCAAUUCUUCCUAUUUAUGAAGAACUGAAAAGCCGAAGCCGUAAAAGAAUGAUGAGUGUAUCCUAUGUAUCUUUUUUUGCCAUGUUCCUGAUGUAUUUAUUGGCUGCUCUCUUUGGAUACCUGACAUUUUAUGAAAAAGUCGAGCCAGAACUGCUUCAUACCUACUCAGCUUAUCUGGGUGCUGAUGUUCUCCUUCUUAUUGUGCGUCUCGCUGUUCUUAUGGCUGUAACCCUCACCGUACCUGUAGUUAUUUUCCCAAUCCGCAGUUCCAUUACACAGCUGUUGUGGGCAGGGAAGGAGUUCAAAUGGUGGCGUCACUGUUCCAUUACAAUUGCUCUUCUGGCGUUUACCAAUGUGCUUGUUAUCUUUGUCCCUACUAUUCGAGACAUCUUUGGAUUCAUUGGUAAGCAUUCUCUUGUCAUUUCAAGCAGUCUUUCACAUUUUAGAAAAGGCAAUUCCUGUGUAAAUAAAGUGUGUUUACCUGUUUAUGAAUGUUUCUUUCUGUGCUUUUUCUAUACAGGUGCUUCUGCAGCUGCCAUGCUGAUCUUUAUACUUCCUUCUGCCUUCUAUAUCAAAUUAGUGAAGAAGGAACCAAUGAAAUCAGUGCAAAAGAUCGGGGCUGCAUUCUUCUUUCUAAGUGGUAUAAUUGUGAUGACUGGGUGUAUGACACUGAUUAUUCUAGACUGGACCCAUGAUGUUACAUCUGAUGGCCAUUAACUGCCCUGGUUUAAUCUCUAAUAUUCCACUUCAAAUGCCAGUGUUCACUCAGAUACCUACUGAGAACGAAAAUGAGCUAUUCAGCUUCCUUUAAAAGGCAGAUUCUUUGUUGAUGGUUCUUCUGACUGUAGAAUAUCUGAACUCUGUCUUUAAGAAACUAUUCUGCAUGAUGGAAGUGGAUAUUAACAUCAAACUAUGUGAGUGUCUGGCUGAAGGAAGUGACAACUUUAUUCCAUUCCAGAGAAUGGACAGAACUCUCUGUAGACUUUUAUCAAGCCAUGUUUGGCUUUUGUCAUUGUUACUUGGAUAUUUUGUUAUUUUACUUGAAUGUGCCUAAUGGAACCAUUUGAUGUGAGAAAGAACUCUUUAAUUUACAGCAAAGUGUUUAAAUAACCAAUGAGAGAGAGAGAGAGAGAGAAACACUUAUUUUUUGUACCAAAAAUUCUUAUGGACCUCAAAAGCACUAUUUUGACUGUAAGAAACUUUUCUAAAAAGAAGGAAAGAAUGACAUAGAAGAGCUCAUUAAGAAUACUUUAUCAGUAUCCAAAAUUAAAUUAUUAAAGUUAGUUUGACUUCUCGAUCUCUGCACUCUCAUGACCAGUGACAGGACUCAAGGAUACAGCAUGAAGCUGAGUCAGGGGAAGUUUAGGCUGGAUAUCAGGAAAAGGUUUUUCGCCGGAAGAUGGUUGAGCACCUGAACAGGCUCCCUAAGGAAGUGGUCAGAGCACCAAGCCUGAAGGAGUUCAAGAAGCGUUUGGACAAUGCUAUCAGACCCAUGGUGUGAUUCUUGGGCUGUCCUGUGCAGGGCAAGGAGUUGGACUCAAUGAUCCUGAUGGGUCCCUUGCAACUCAGCAUAUUCUAUAAUUCUGUAGAGGCAUAAUUAGAAGAAAUUUUAUUUUAAAAAUGCUUCUGAUGACCAAAACAGAUAAUGAACCAAUUCAUGUCAAAAUUCUCUGAUAAUAAAUGCUUCCUAUGAAAUUCAUGUAGGUCAAAUUAGAGUGAAAAUAAUCCUGAAAAUCAUUUGUCAGCUUACUUAAGUAACUACAGUUACCUUAGUACCCAAAAAUGGUGUGGGAACAAAUUUUCAAGCUUUAAAAAACCCCACCUUUUAGAAAUGGGUACAUUUGAGAAAAGCUUAGGUAAUCUAAAAUUGUAAAGACAGCAUUGACAUUUCCCUUCUUGAGGUACUCAGUAGUGCAAUUGAGUAAAACAGGGUUUGGGGUUUUUGCUCUUUUUUUGUGUUUUUUUCCUAUUGUAGAUAUCAACUGAAUGGCACUGGAUCAUAGGAUGCCAUUAAUACAAAACUCCCUCCUCAAGUUCCCUUUACUAAUAAGGUCCAUUGUCAGUUGUAGCAAUGUUUGUUGGGGUUUUUCUGUCCAAUAUAUCUUGAAACACUCUGUAGGAAAUCAGAAAGGUCCUAAAUUAGUCUACUACUUGUAUAAUGUUCAAAAACUGUACAGUAUUUCUCAAAUUCCUCAUCCAUUAUUGGAUUUUGAAUUACUUGACUAUUCUGUUUCUGAGUCAAAUCCACAAAAUAACUGCACCAAUAUUUCAUGCUUGGUACAAACUCUCUUCACAUAUACAACUGGGAUUCCUCUUCCAAUUUAUACUGUAUAGUAGUAUUAAAGAUAACCUCAUAGGCUGGAUAGUCAUCUCAUACUUGUUUGCUUCAGAAAUAGGUAGGUUUCUUAUGAGCCUUAGCUGAUGAAGCAGGUGCUGUAUGGUUGUGAUGAGCUAUUUUGUUUCUAGUGCAUGUUUACUCUUUUGUUCUUAUCCCAGGUUGAAGAGAAAUAACACUUGUGUAACAGCGUACUUGGCUUAUAAGAGGUUCUCAAACACAGCAAUAUUGGGUACAAAAGCCUAGAGAGAGAUUAUUAAUGAAAUAAUCAUGGCAAUGUGGUCAACUAUCUUCAUCUGACACAAUGUUUUAAAAUAUGAUUUACAAAGGUCUGCACAGUCUUUGUGUCAGAGGGAACAAGUAAGGGCCUGUAAUCCGUUGAUUAAACAGUGCCUGAGACUUUUUUGCUCUUGUAGAAUUAAUCAAACAAAUCUAAACAACAGUGUUUGGCAGAUAAUAUCAAUCUCUGCCCAGCCAUUUAAAAUAUUUGAAAAACAACUGCAGGUAUUUUGUAUUGAUACUUCUGCAUGACUGUAAGUACUGGUCACUUAAGUCUAUAGUGUAAAACUGUAAUGAGAAAUUAGAUUUCUCUUGUGUUACUUGUAUUAUUAGUUUGGUGGUACUCAACUGGCAAUUAACAGUCCUGGAGUCAGCACUGACUAACACUCCUUAGGUACUUCUCUGCCUCAGGUACUGUACAUCCAUGGCUAACUAUCCCGUGUUACCUGAUCUCCACAGAAGUGCUGAGCACACGUCUCUUCAGUACUUUGGCAGCUUUUCUUCUUCCUCCACAAAUGUGCAAAGGUGGAAGAGGAUUAAAAUGUUGUCUGCCUUUGAGCAAUUUGUAGCACAUAAGGGAUAAAGUGUUUCCCUUGCUAGCAUUCAAAAAGGAGGGAAGUGAGAAAUAGCCUCCUUUCUCACAGUAACCAUAGAAAAGGAAGGAGUUGUAAAUGAGAAGUUACUACCAAGUCCUUCUCAGCAACCAGAAAGGAGGAAGAUUUUUGUGAUGAAACCUCAUAAUGUAUUGUACCUGUAAUUAAUUUUCUGAAUGUAGCAAUUUCCAGAUUAUACAUUGUGUGUUAUAUUAUUUGAUGACUGACUCUCCACCUGCAACAGUUGAGUUCCACUUGGCUGGGUUGUUUUCCAACAUAUGAUUUUUUUAAUUAUUAUUUUUUCCAAAGCUAUCUGUUUAAAGUUACCUACAUUACAAACCACCUAAAAGAGCAGCUUCAGUAUUAAACCACUGUUUUGUCACCUCAGUUAGACAUUACUGUCUUCCAUGAUAUUUCAGUCAUAAAUGUAACAUGUUAUUUAUAAAACAUUAAUCCAUUAAGACUAAACCUAUUUUUCAAUAUUUAUGAUAGUCUAUGUACAUAAAUUAAAUUGUAUGUGUGUAUAUACUGUAAGUAUAAUGUAUAUAAUGUAGGUUUGGAAUCCAGGAUUUAUGUAUAUAUUCCUCUCUCAUUACUGAUUGUAACAUCAUUUCAAGGAGUUGUUCAUGUUGUACAUCUGUAGAACAACUGUCAAAGGAAAGAGCCUUUUACAACAAAGUAUAAUGCUUACAGAAAUGGAAGAAGAGUGUUACACCGAAGAUGUGUAAUAAAACACUAAGAUUGUAUUUAUUACAAAUGUAUAUGUUGCAAUAAACACAGGAAUCACUUGGGUCCAUAGAAAGCAUUGUUCAGGUUCAUGUAUACUGUUCCUCCAAGAUUUACCAUGGAUGUUACGAUUUUCUGAAUGCAGCAAGUUAACAACCUCUGUGAUCUAACUUAUUUGUUAGGCUGCCAAAUUCGGGCAUCCUGCGGUACACCCAUGUACAUAUGUAAAUACCCACCGAAUUGGUAGAGGCCAGCAGUACAGCUGCAGUUGUUGGCUAGACUGUUCGCCAACAACACAGUUUCAAUGAAACAUUGUAUGUUUGUUUUAACUGAAAUAAAUAAAUAGAUAAUCCUAA